Strongylocentrotus purpuratus (purple sea urchin) is the source of this 2940-nucleotide messenger RNA. It is a transcript of the gene cfap99, whose product is annotated as cilia- and flagella-associated protein 99. Bases 86 to 2089 code for a protein of 667 amino acids. Lineage: Eukaryota; Metazoa; Echinodermata; Echinoidea; Camarodonta; Strongylocentrotidae. The transcript has 16 exons. The record is from RefSeq and is a predicted model, not a curated record.
CAGAGUUUAUUUUUUUUUUUGGUGCGGUUAGCUUCAAUUGUUGCUCGGGUAAACAAACGCAGAAUUGUAUCGGAAAGGACCAAAAAUGAACAACCAUGCAUCACUACUCAACCACUGUGUGUCCAUCUUGGAUAGCUUUGAUCCUGCAGCGUUCGGUGUUGACCAGCAUGUUAGCAGAUACUUGAAUGCUCAUGAAGUUUUAGAUGAACGGGACAGAUCCUUCAUCACCGAGGUGUUUGCUGGCUGUGUGCGACAUGGGCGGGUCAUGGAGGUCAUCGUUAAAGCUUUCUACGUCAGAGAUGGCAGGAAUUGUUUACGAGCUGACAAGAAUCUCUACACAGUACUGAGUUACCUUGCCCUGUACAGACUGGAUGAGCUUGGUAUGGCAAACUACGGCAAGUUUAUCAGAUCACAGGAUGUCAAUAAGAUGCACAAAUACCUAGCAUUCAGCUUCAAUGCAACACAUUUGAAGACCUGGAUGAAAGAUGAAUGGACCAAGAUUUACGAGAGUUCAUAUGUCCAGGUCGAGCUCAUUUCACCCAUUCUCAGAUGGUUGCCUGAGCUCGGUGAGCUGAUAGAGCAGCUAGCAAACAAGAUAGCAAACAAAUCAGCAACACAACGAAAAGUCAAAACACCAACAGAUAUCAAAGCAUUCAACAUAACUCAACCCAGACCAAGGAGUGUCCCAGUGCCAGAGAAAAUCCCUCAAGUCAAAAAGUCAAAACCAGUUCCCAAAUCAACUUACCAUCUUCCCAGAGAAGGUACACUUGUUGAAGAAGCAAAAGAAAGAAAUAGGAAAAGAGCAGAGGAGAAUUUACUGAGUGCAGCCAAGUCCCAGUUCUCCUGUGCAAGCGCGGAGAAGUCUGAGAAGACGAUCGUCCGUAAGGCGGCCAUCAUGAAGAAAGAAGAGAGCAAGCUGCAGUUCAACAAAGUGAAGGCCAGAAAGAUUCCAGAGGCUGUCUCGAAUAACGUUCCCAUCAAGCUCAACAUGGCAGCCAUCUUGAGAGAAGGACAACUCUAUCAGAAGAGAGAAGAGGAUGAGAUGAGAAAGCUUGAGCAGCUAGAGGCCGGAGCGAAGGAUGCCUCUGAGUUUUUGGAGUGGCAGACCUCCAUGAGACAGAGGGAUACAGAAGAACAGCUUGCUGAGAUCGAGCGCAAACGUCUGGAGGGAAAACUGAGCCAUGAAGAAGCCAUCUUGGCCAGACAGUCGCUCAUCAAAGAGAAUAAAGAGAAGGUCCAGAUCAUGAAAAAAGAGGCUGAAGAGAUGAUGGCCAAGUAUGUAGAGAAGAGAAUGAAAGAGGAGGAGGUGUUGAAGAGAGUGGUAGAAGGUAUCAUCUCCGGACAUCAGAACGCCAAGCAAGCCAAGGUCAAGAUGCAGGAAUACAACAGAAAAUUGGUUGAGGAAGUGAGCGAAGAAAGCCGGGAACUCUUGAGACAAGCUUUGGAAGAGGCGGAGGCUGAGAUGAGGAGAAAGAUAGACCUGAUUCAGCAGAUCCGAGCUCUAGAGGUAGCUCCCAAGGACAGGACCAAGCUGAUUGAUUGGACAGCUACAGCAGGCCACGCCCUCCUCUCGGAGAUGUCCAUAGCAGAGCUGAAAGAGAGAGUCACACUUUUGAGGAUAGCCGAGGAGGAGGAGAGGGAGAACAAGAGAGAUGAGAUCCUGGAAGCCAAGGAGGCGAAGGAUAGGUUCUUGAUGGAUAAACUACAGCAGAUCUCCAAACACCGGGCAGCUGAGGGACAGGUAGCUGCUAUGAAAUUGGAGAGCAAGCGGAAGGCCAAAGUUGAGAAGUCUGAGAUCAAGGACCCCAAGCUCCAGGAUCUACAAGCCAGACUGGAACAGAGGAAACAAGAGAGACUCAAGACAACGCAGGAGAUGAAGAUCUCCCCUACCAAGCAGUCUGCUAAUCGCACAAAGGCACUCAUCCAACAAAAGAAAAAGAAUGAGGACAGUCGAUGGAAGGAGCUGGAGAGCCGCCGAGAGAAACAAGCCUCACUUCAGUCCCAGGGUAUACCUACAGAUGUUGCUGGUCAGAGAUUGAAUUCUUUUGGGCGGUCAAGACAGAUGGCUACAGAGGCUGUAUCAUCAUGAAGAUUAACAUGAAGACAGAGGAGAUCGAUAUCUAAGAUUUAUAUUCCUAAUUUCCAUGUGCAAAAUAUUGUGAUGUUGAUUAGGUAGAGUAAGUGCUUCUUAUACAGUUUCAGAAAGAAUGAAAUCAACCUUCCGUAUGAUUAAAAUGAGAAAGGAUGAAUUAUUUAUCAGAUUAAUACUAGGAUUUAGAGGAGGCAUUUUCUGAUAAUAAUGUGAACUUAGGUCCAUAUUUAUUCUGUUGUUGAAUAUAAUUUAUUUAGAUUACAAUUUUAUACUUCAUUCUUGCACAAUUUUUCUUAAUAAUAAAGCUUGGCUAAAAUGAAAGAUGCCAAUAGAAUACACAUGACGUAUUGGAUUCUAUUUUGUAUUAGUGUUAUUUGAAUUCAUUUUCCACAUUUCCCUGAUUUUCCAUAUUCUUUUUUAAAUGCCUGGUAUUCUUUCUUAAGUCUCAGUUCAAGAAAGUAUUCAAACCCCUUGUCUUUACUGAUCUUUUACCCAUUCAUCACAGUGUAAUAUGUUAAUAAUUUUUGCAAACAUUCCAGUGGAUUCCUGAUAGAGGGGACAUGAUACAGUGAACAUAACCCGCAAACCAUAUUCUUGAACAGGAAUAGGGCAUGGUAUAAAGUGUUCAUUGCAUGUGAACUUGUUCCCAUACAUGGCCAUGUAUGGGAAACUUAAAAUGGCCACUGUAGACGGUCGGCCUUAGUAGACUGGUUCUACAACACAAAAUUUGGAGGGAAAUAUUAUAAAUGGCUACUAAACACAGAUUACCCUUAGGCCUAAAAAAAGAAGAUGUUGUAUUGCCCUUUAGGUGCCAACAUUAGGCGGUCGGACAGAAAUCUUUUCUUUUU